CGGCGCCGGCGGAAACCGACGUGCCCUUCCGGGCUCAAACGCCGCGCUCCGCAAAAGGGGAAAAUCCGGUGGGUUCCCCGAGCGACAGACAAUGGCUACCUACAGCCUGGCUAACGAGCGACUACGCGCCUUGGAAGACAUCGAACGGGAAAUCGGCGCCAUCCUUCAGAAUGCAGGUACCGUAAUUCUGGAACUUUCCAAGGAAAAAACCAAUGAGCGGCUGCUAGACCGACAAGCGGCGGCUUUCACGGCGUCGGUGCAACACGUAGAAGCGGAGCUGUCGGCUCAGAUCCGCUACCUAACCCAGGUGGCCACAGGGCAGCCCCACGAGGGCUCCAGCUACUCUUCAAGGAAGGACUGUCAGAUGGCACUAAAGCGAGUGGACUAUGCUCGCCUCAAGCUCAGCGAUGUGGCCCGAACCUGUGAGCAGAUGCUGGAAAACUAAGCCAAGUAGGCCGAGAGACAUCUUGGAGGCAGAUCACCACCUGCCCCCCGGGACAGAACCUGGAGACCUGUAGAUUGAGGAGCGCAGGCUGCCAUGCAUGCCCUGCUGGUCAUAUAUGAGGACAAAGAGGCAAAAGGUGGGAAUGGAGAACUUUAAGCCCACGUCUGCCUGCGACUCUGUGCUGGCUCCUCUAGCAGGUGCUCCUGCUCUAACAUCACCAAAGUCCUCACAAGCUCAGACAGGAGAUAAAGAGUCAGUCACCCAACCCACUUGCUCAGAUACUUCAUGUCCUUGUUCCCUUCCGCAGACUUGACCCAAUGAAGACACAUUCUUCAUUGGAAGAGAGAAAACAGGAACUAAGGGUUUUGAUAAUGAAAAACAACAACAAUAAAGACAGUGAGCUCAGACUGAGACUGGGGCAUAUAUGAGUGACACAAGGGAUUGAGGAAGUAAAUCCAGCCUGGAUGGCAGCUGGUGGCUGCUGAGGGAGGGUGGGAAAACCCAGGCCUUAAGUGUGGGGUCAGGGGAGGAAGCAGGUGAGGGCUAAAGUUGGUGUGGUAUAGAGAGAGACUUUGGGGGAGCGGGGUACCAUCAGCAGAGAAGCUGAAGCCAGGAAUCAUGGUAAAGGGGCAAGGGCAUGAGGCCAAUGUACACAGAAAGAAGAGUCAAUAAUUAGAAAAAUACUUUUUAGUAAAAAUAAUAUACAUUCAGAAUUUUACACAAUGUAAAGACAAAAAGAAAGUUCUAACAGAGGGCAGUGGCUGGUGUUAAACAGUAACAGAUAUGUACAGAGUGCCUACUAUGUGCCAGAGAGAUUGUUCCAGUUUAUUAAAUGUUUAUGGUAGUGGAUAAAUCACAUUUUCUACUCUCACAAGCUUCCAUUCUUAGCCCAACUGUUGGAAUAUGAUGCCACAGGUAUACAUUGAAGCUGCAAAUCUAGAAAAUUGAGGGAUGAGCUCUGAGAUCAAGAGUAGUUGGGGUGGGGAAGUGAUAGGUUGAGUUAGAGAAUCAGACUCCAAAACAUUUAAUCAGACAAUCUGGUACACAGUAGGUACUCAAUAAAGAUUUGUGAAUUAAA
Messenger RNA from Myotis lucifugus (little brown bat), 1523 nucleotides. RefSeq names its product mediator complex subunit 11 (gene MED11). Lineage: Eukaryota; Metazoa; Chordata; Mammalia; Chiroptera; Vespertilionidae. The transcript is spliced from 3 exons. Gene Ontology annotation, cellular component: mediator complex. Gene Ontology annotation, molecular function: transcription coregulator activity. Gene Ontology annotation, biological process: regulation of transcription by RNA polymerase II. The record is from RefSeq and is a predicted model, not a curated record. The coding region runs from base 92 to 445 and encodes 117 amino acids.